Molecule: messenger RNA, 648 nt
Organism: Cyclopterus lumpus (lumpfish)
Lineage: Eukaryota; Metazoa; Chordata; Actinopteri; Perciformes; Cyclopteridae
Product: calcium-binding protein 2
Exons: 7
Coding region: 1-648 (215 amino acids)
Molecular function (GO): calcium ion binding
Source: RefSeq, a predicted model, not a curated record
AUGCCGAGCCCAGGAGAGAGGACGCCCUCUUGCACGUCUGUCGACUCAGCAACAGACAGUACCAAAGGUGGAUCCCCAUCAGGUUCAGUGUCAGAAACACCCAAGAAAUCAUCAAAGAAGUCCAGGAAAACCCCCGAUGACAUGAACAAAGUCUACAACUCUGUGCUCAACAGUGUCUUUGGGGCGGAGAGAGAACUCGCUCAGGCUGAGUUGGACGAGUUGCAAGAGGCCUUCAAAGAGUUUGACUACGAUCAAGAUGGAUACCUGAACUACAAGGACGUGGCUGAGUGCAUGAGGACAAUGGGAUACAUGCCCACAGAAAUGGAGCUGCUGGAGAUAGUUCAACAGAUCAAGAUGAGAAUGGGCGGGUUAAUGGAUUUUGAGGACUUUACUGAACUGAUGGGACCCAGGAUGAUGGGAGAGACCGCUGACAUGCUGGGACUCAAAGAGCUCCAGUCGGCCUUUGCACAGUUUGACCUCGAUAGAGAUGGAAAGAUCAACCAGGAUGAGAUGAAGGAGGCCAUCAAGUCGAUGCUGGGGGAGAAGCUGAAGAAAGGGGAGCUGGAGGAGAUCAUAAAGGAGCUGGACAUCAACGCAGAUGGAAGCAUUGACUUUGAAGAGUUUGUGAUGAUGCUCUCCAUUCGCUAG